UACCGUCGGAAUGGAUACCGUUGCCGUAGUGUGUUUAGUUCUACUGCCAGUUGGCAGUUGGAUUCUAUCGGGAACCAAUGCUGAGUGUUUUUAUUCGUUGGAUAUGAAGAUCGGUUCGGAUUACUACUUAUCGUCCCCCUCGUAUCCUCAACUGUACCCUCCCGGUACGAACUGCUCGUACGAAGUCAGAGCUCCGUAUGGCAAUAGAAUCAGCUUCGUUUGCGAGGAUUUCCGUAUUCCCAGUAGCGAGAACUGCAGGCAAGAUGCAUUUUACCUUUCUCUGACUGGCCGUGAAGACCUACAAGACGCCUAUACAUAUUGCGGGACAGGCGUCAUUCGAGAGAGUUCUGUGGGCAGUAGACUCUUUAUGCGAAUCAAAGCUGCACCAACAAGUCGUGGCGGUCGUUUCCUUUGUACGUUGUCAAUAGUCUCGCAACGUUGUACUUGUGGUAAAAAGAAACGGACCCGUAUUGUCAAUGGCGUUGAGACAAUGGUCAACGAAUUUCCUAUGAUGGCAGCGCUGGUGGAUAUCAGAUCACGAGGCGUCGUAUGUGGGGCCACCAUUAUUUCCGACGAACACGCUCUGUCGGCGGCACAUUGCCUAUUGUUGAGAAGCGUUGACGAUACUGCGUUGCUGGUAGGUGACCACAAUCUUACCACAGGAUCCGAUACCAGCUACGCCCGAGUGUAUCGCAUAUCUAAGCUCUUGACCCACCCUGGAUUUACAUCGAACCCUGUUUCGAAUGACAUCGCACUGAUCCGGACGAGUCAACCGAUGAACUUCAACGAAGGUGUUGGCCCUGUAUGUCUGCCCUGGAAAUAUCGGAGUGAAAGCUUCGAUGGUGCCACCGUGGAAGCCUGCGGCUGGGGAGAUUUGGACUUUGGCGGACCGAAGUCGGAUGUCCUCAACAAGGUGGCCCUUACCGUUAUCAGCAAUCAGGAGUGUUCCACUAGGUUGAACACGACCAUUGAACGCCAGAAGAUGUGCACCUACGCGCCGACAAAGGAUACAUGCCAGUCCGAUUCAGGUGGGCCGCUUUUCUAUACCGAACCCGACAGCGGUUUGGUCUACGAGGUUGGCAUUGUCAGCUAUGGGUUCGCCUGUGCCACGACAAAUCCCAGUGUUAACACCAGAGUGACUGAUUUUUUGGACUGGAUUAUGGCUAACAGCUACACGUCCUUUUGCGUGCAGUAGGGCGUUACAAUGGGCGACGAAUUUAAAUUUUGUGACAAAAUUUUACACGUUUUAGAAAUUUAUGUUAAUCAAUUAUUGCAAAAUAAGAAAUAGAAUGCAUUUGUUCUUCCUCCCAACUAUGAUUCUUAUGUUCCCAUUCUCGGGACUUCACUUUGUUUUGAGAUUGAACUGUCAAUCCGGAAAGGGAGAGUUAGAUUCAAAAUGCAAUAUUCAGAAGAAUAUCAUUCUAUUUAAAUUCCAGGAAAAAAAUGAUUGUAUAGUCAAAAUGCUCCUUGCUGUAAAUCAUAGGAAAGAUUAAAAACAUUCAAACUGGUUGUUCGCGCAAAAUUGAAGUUUGUGGCCCAUUGUAAGCGCGAAUGAUGUGAAUAUUGUGAAAGUCGUUGCGUGUUGCAGCAUUGGAUAGAAAAGCACAAAAAAGGUUCACCGUGGAUGAUUUUGGGUCAUAUUUUUUCCCGAAGCUGUAGACCGAGGAUUACCACGUGAGUUGGGUGCCGCGCGAGAUUGGAUGAAUUAUGAACGAACAAAGUAGAUAUAAAAUAUUGGCUACUAAAUCUGUGUGCUUUGUCAACUCUAUAAACCCGUGCGGAGGUGUAGAACUGUAGAUUUUUUAAUGUUUUGAAAUGAAAUCAGUAAUGUGUUAGAAUGAAUUCAGAAAUAAAUUUU
Messenger RNA from Armigeres subalbatus, 1858 nucleotides. Its product is annotated as venom serine protease-like. Gene Ontology annotation, biological process: proteolysis. The transcript has 5 exons. The record is from RefSeq and is a predicted model, not a curated record. The coding region runs from base 11 to 1195 and encodes 394 amino acids. Gene Ontology annotation, molecular function: serine-type endopeptidase activity. NCBI's taxonomy places the organism in Eukaryota, Metazoa, Arthropoda, Insecta, Diptera, Culicidae.